This is a messenger RNA of Dipodomys ordii (Ord's kangaroo rat), 1047 nucleotides long. Its product is annotated as RNA-binding protein Nova-1-like. The record is from RefSeq and is a predicted model, not a curated record. The transcript is spliced from 5 exons. Gene Ontology annotation, molecular function: mRNA binding. Lineage: Eukaryota; Metazoa; Chordata; Mammalia; Rodentia; Heteromyidae. Gene Ontology annotation, cellular component: nucleus; cytoplasm. Gene Ontology annotation, biological process: mRNA splicing, via spliceosome; regulation of alternative mRNA splicing, via spliceosome. Bases 7 to 1047 code for a protein of 346 amino acids.
CCCCCCAUGGAGCCCGAGGCCCCGGAUUCCCGCAAGCGGCCCCUCGAGACGCCCCCCGAGGUGGUCUGUACCAAGCGCAGCAACACGGGAGAGGAAGGCGAAUACUUCCUGAAGGUGCUCAUCCCCAGCUACGCGGCCGGCUCCAUCAUCGGCAAGGGCGGCCAGACGAUUGUGCAGCUGCAGAAGGAGACGGGAGCCACUAUCAAAUUGUCCAAGUCCAAAGAUUUCUACCCUGGAACCACAGAGCGGGUGUGCCUAGUACAGGGCACAGCAGAGGCCUUGAACGCUGUGCACAGCUUUAUUGCCGAGAAAGUCCGAGAAAUCCCUCAAGCAAUGACCAAGCCUGAGGUGGUCAACAUCCUUCAACCCCAAACCACGAUGAAUCCCGACAGAGCCAAGCAGGCCAAGCUGAUUGUCCCCAACAGCACAGCCGGGCUGAUCAUCGGCAAGGGCGGCGCCACGGUGAAGGCAGUGAUGGAGCAGUCCGGCGCGUGGGUGCAGCUGUCGCAGAAGCCGGAGGGCAUCAACCUGCAGGAGCGCGUGGUGACGGUCAGCGGCGAGCCCGAGCAGGUGCACAAGGCCGUGAGCGCCAUCGUGCAGAAGGUACAGGAAGACCCCCAGAGCAGCAGCUGCCUCAACAUCAGCUACGCCAACGUGGCGGGGCCCGUGGCCAACUCCAACCCCACCGGCUCGCCCUACGCCAGCCCCGCCGACGUGCUGCCCGCCGCGGCCGCCGCCGCCGGGGGCUUCCUGACGGCGGAGAAGCUGGCGGCCGAGAGCGCCAAGGAGCUGGUGGAGAUCGCCGUCCCCGAGAACCUAGUGGGCGCCAUCCUGGGCAAGGGGGGCAAGACGCUGGUGGAGUACCAGGAGCUGACGGGCGCCCGCAUCCAGAUCUCCAAGAAGGGCGAGUUCCUCCCCGGCACGCGGAACCGGAGGGUCACCAUCACGGGCAGCCCCGCGGCCACACAAGCCGCUCAAUACCUCAUCAGCCAGCGGGUCACCUACGAGCAGGGGGUGCGCGCCUCCAACCCCCAGAAAGUGGGAUGA